AUGAACUCGUCCGUCGUGCCGUCCUGCAAGACCUCCCCGUUGAGUGUGGACUGGACCAAGCGGACGGAAACCGUCAAGACCUUUACUGCAUCCCCACUGCAAGGUCUUGCCCUGGGCGUCCCUUGCUUGAAGUUCCUGCAGUCCUCUGCGAUGACAAUGGCCAACUCGACUUCUGUACCGACCACGUCUGGUGUUGAUGAGGGCAAGAAGAUGGGUGCGGAGGGGUUCCUGGUUGCGGUGGAGGGCUUCAAGAAGACUUCUGGGAUGGUAGGUUGGGGCCAGUCGAGCUCCGCAGCAUGGACUUUGAAGUCGAGGCCUAUGCAGCGGACGCUGCCAACUUCAGUGGGGCCGAUCGAGGACACGGUUUUGUUCGUUUGGGCCAUUGCCGUCCUCACCCACUUCAUGCUGCCCGAUGACCUUGAGCACGCUCGCUUCCUCAACGAGGUCGAGAAGGCCAUGAUGCAUCCCGACUUUGACUGGGCCGGAGUCAAGCGUGUCGUGAAGGAUCCUAAGCUGUAUAUCUUUCCUUGGAGUCAGUUCAUGGCCAACAUUUGCACCUUUGGCCUGAGCUCGUUCCUGCCGUUGAUCACCCACAGCUUCGGUUACGACGUUGUCACGACGCAGCUGCUGACCAUCCCCGUCUUCUUCUGGGCGAGCGCUACGUACAUGGUAGUCUCGUACAUGAGCGACAAGUGGAAGCAGAGGGCGAUGUUCAUGGUGCCAGCGUGCCUGGUCACGACCGUCGGGUAUGCUGUCAAUCUAGGCGUCGGCCAGAUCUUCCGAACCAAGAAGAAUGACAAACAUGCCAUAGGUCUCAGCGGCUCACUUGCUGCUGCCAUACUUGCCGUCCUAGGCCACAUCACUCUACAAACAUAUCUCCACCGCGAGGACAACAGGCGAAAAACCCUCACAGAGAACAAGCGCAAGGCCGAGAUUGCUGCUGGGAAGGAGCCCGAUUUCCACCCUGAUUACCGUUAUGCGCUAUAG
Molecule: messenger RNA, 987 nt
Organism: Emericellopsis cladophorae
Lineage: Eukaryota; Fungi; Ascomycota; Sordariomycetes; Hypocreales; Bionectriaceae
Exons: 5
Coding region: 1-987 (328 amino acids)
Cellular component (GO): membrane
Molecular function (GO): transmembrane transporter activity
Source: RefSeq, a predicted model, not a curated record